Arvicola amphibius (Eurasian water vole) is the source of this 906-nucleotide messenger RNA. RefSeq names its product taste 2 receptor member 1 (gene Tas2r1). Gene Ontology annotation, biological process: sensory perception of taste; detection of chemical stimulus involved in sensory perception of bitter taste; G protein-coupled receptor signaling pathway. The record is from RefSeq and is a predicted model, not a curated record. Lineage: Eukaryota; Metazoa; Chordata; Mammalia; Rodentia; Cricetidae. Gene Ontology annotation, cellular component: membrane. The transcript has a single exon. Gene Ontology annotation, molecular function: bitter taste receptor activity; G protein-coupled receptor activity. The coding region runs from base 1 to 906 and encodes 301 amino acids.
AUGCUGGAAGGUCAUACGUUCUUCUUCUUUCUGGUUAUGAUGGUGCAAAUGCUCACUGGAAUCCUGGCAAAUGGCCUCAUUAUCGUUGUCAACACCAUUGACAUGGUCUCUCGGAGGAGAAUGAUCCCACUGGAUCUACUUCUUUCUUGCCUGGCAACCUCUCGGAUCAUUCUGCAGUUGUGUAUCUUUUUUGCACAACUGGGUAUAUUCUGUUUGGCAAAGCACUCUAUAUUUACCGACAACGUUGCCUUUGUCUUCUUUAUAAAUGAAUUGGGUCUUUGGUUUGCCACAUGGCUUGGGGUUUUCUAUUGUGCCAAGAUUGCUACCAUCCCUCACCCACUCUUCUUGUGGCUGAAGAUGAGGAUAUCCAGGUUGAUUCCGUGGCUGAUCCUAGGAUCUGUGCUCUAUGCAACCUUUACUACUGUGGCCCUUGGUGGAGAGGCUUCAACAGUUCCCAAACAAAUCUUUUUAAGUUUUUUUUCUAAAAAUUCAACUCAGGUCAGACCGAUACCUGCCAUGCCCCUGUCUGUCUUCAUCCUGGGACUCACACUGCCGUCAUUCAUCUUCAUUGUUGCUGUUCUGCUCUUGAUCUUCUCCCUGUGCAGCCACGGCUGGAAGAUGAGGACUAUGAGGGGCACCGGGGAGCCUUGCAGACAUGGCCACAUCAGUGCGAUAUUGUCCAUUCUAUCGUUCUUGAUCCUAUACUUCUCCCACUAUAUGGUGGCUCUUGUGGUCUCUACCCAAGGCUUCCACCUAGGAAGCACAGCCUUUCUAUUCUGCGGUUUGAUGAUUGGUAUAUACCCCUCAUUACACUCUGUCAUCUUAGUUCUAGGAAAUCCCAAGCUGAAACAAAAUGCAAAAAUGUUCAUUGUCCAUUGUAAGUGCAGUCAUUGUGCAAGAGCAUAG